CCAGGUUUGGAAUCACCCAUGGCCAGAGUACCAGACCAGUCCAGUGACCUGAUGGAUUGCUACAGUGGAGAUGGAGAAGAGCAGUUCUAUGAAGACAACGGUCCCAGUCAAGUAAAGAGCGGUUUCCAGGACCUGAAGGCAAGGACAUGCCAGGAGGCAAGAGCGUGUCAGGAGGAUGAUUGCUCACCGUGCCAGAUGGGCAUCGAGCUGAAGGUCACAGAACUCUCCUCCAGCCGAGGCUUCCGCAGGGCGGUGGUCCUCGUUGUCGCCAUGGAGAAGCUAAAGAGGCAGGUGGUGGCCUGCGACAUGUCAUUUAUGGACAGGGACCUGAUGGACAUCUUCACCACCAUCUUCAAGGAAGAACCCGUCUCCUGUACCUCGUGGGAACAGACCUUGGUGACCGACUCAAUCUACCACUACUUGAGAUGCCAGGAGGUCACCAUCUGGGACCAGGAGCACAAGAGCUUCACCCUGAACACCAUGGCUAAUCCCUGCGAGCUGCGAGCGCUGCACCUGAUAGGUGCUAACGCCACCCAAGAAGUGAAGUUAAACAUGAACUUCUACUACAAGACGGAGCACCCGGCAGGUCCCACCGUGAAGCAGCCCGUGACUUUGGGGAUCAAGGGGGGAAACCCAGGGAGCUUGUACCUGUCCUGUGUGAAGAAAGGCGACAAGCCCACUCUGCAGCUGGAGGUGGUCAACCAGAGCGACCUUGAGGGGAAGAACCAGGAGCGCUUCAUCUUCAAUAAGUCCACCGAGGGGACGUCCACCACCUUCGAGUCGGCCGCCUACCCCAACUGGUACAUCAGCACCUCCCGGGAGGAGGACGAGCCAGUCUUCUUGGGGGCCAGCAAGGGGGAAGAGGCCAUCACCAAUUUCUACCUCAACUAGUUCCAAACCCAAAUCAGCAACUACUGGUUUCCAGCCGAACGCCUGUAUGUACCACGUACACCAUAGGGGGUGGUUCCUUGGUUAGAGGGGAGAUGAGGAAGUUCCCAGAGCUCAUGUCAUACAUGUGGCUCGGGUCGAAGCCCCUAUUUAUUUAUUUAUUUAUUUA
Molecule: messenger RNA, 1057 nt
Organism: Tachyglossus aculeatus (Australian echidna)
Lineage: Eukaryota; Metazoa; Chordata; Mammalia; Monotremata; Tachyglossidae
Product: interleukin-1 beta-like
Exons: 6
Coding region: 19-891 (290 amino acids)
Biological process (GO): inflammatory response; cytokine-mediated signaling pathway; regulation of nitric-oxide synthase activity
Molecular function (GO): interleukin-1 receptor binding; cytokine activity
Source: RefSeq, a predicted model, not a curated record